Messenger RNA from Artibeus jamaicensis (Jamaican fruit-eating bat), 7429 nucleotides. RefSeq names its product tight junction protein 1 (gene TJP1). The coding region runs from base 104 to 5992 and encodes 1962 amino acids. Gene Ontology annotation, biological process: cell-cell junction organization; regulation of apoptotic process; protein localization to cell-cell junction. The record is from RefSeq and is a predicted model, not a curated record. Gene Ontology annotation, cellular component: plasma membrane; bicellular tight junction. Gene Ontology annotation, molecular function: cell adhesion molecule binding. The transcript is spliced from 30 exons. Lineage: Eukaryota; Metazoa; Chordata; Mammalia; Chiroptera; Phyllostomidae.
AGAGGGCAGUGAGUCCGCCUCCAGGUGUCCAUGUGGCGCAGACCGAGCCCCGGAGCAGUGCCCAGCGGGGAGAGCUCACGUCUCCGUCUCUCCACCAGCAGAGAUGGUGGAGAGAGCGGCCGGGUCGUGGUUCUACAGCUGUGAGUCCGCGGCUCAGAGAGAGAAGAAGAAGAGGCGCAGGCAGCUCGCGGAAAUACCCGGGACUUACAAAGAGAAGAUACUGAGGGAAUUCAACGUGAGCGGGGUGCUCUCGCCAUUGGUGUACGAGGGCGUGUUCUCCUUGAGCGAGUACCACGAGGUCAUGUCCCGGGGCUGCUAUGGGAAGAGAGUGGAGUCUUUUCUUGGGAAACUUUGCUGCAAGGGUCCGAAGGCUUUCUGUGCUUUUUGCUCUCAUCUGGAGGAGUUCUGCCCUUACCUGCUGACCUGCUUCUUUCUUUAUUACCAAGAGCAAACACACAGGACCUUACAAGAUGUGUCCGCCGCAGAAGGAAGAGCGGGAGCUGGCGCUGAGCCCGAACCUAACGGUGCCCCUAGGACUGAAGGUCGAGGUCAAGAACGAGGUCUUCUGUUAUUUACCAAGGUCACGCCGUCCUCUGAAAACCCCAACGGUGCUACUGCCGGCGGCAGCCAAGGCAAACCUUCCCUGAGGCGGAUUAAAGGGCGGCUGCACCGCAGCAGGAGCCUGGACAGCCUGGAUUUCUGCGAGCUCACUAGCACAGCGAUGGAGGAAACCGCUAUAUGGGAACAGCACACGGUGACGCUUCACAGGGCUCCUGGAUUCGGAUUUGGAAUUGCAAUAUCUGGUGGAAGAGAUAACCCCCAUUUUCAGAGUGGGGAAACCUCAAUCGUCAUAUCCGACGUGCUGAAAGGGGGCCCAGCGGAGGGGCAGCUGCAGGAAAAUGACCGUGUUGCGAUGGUUAAUGGAGUUUCAAUGGAUAACGUUGAACAUGCUUUUGCUGUUCAGCAACUAAGGAAAAGUGGAAAGAAUGCAAAAAUUACUAUUCGAAGGAAGAAGAAAGUUCAGAUACCUGUCAGUCGUCCUGACCCUGAACCGGCAUCGGAGAAUGAAGAAGACAGUUAUGAUGAGGAGGCACACGACCCACGGAGUGGCCGUGGGGGGCCAGGCAACAGAAGGAACGAAAAGAGCUGGGCGAGGGACAGAAGCGCAAGUAGGGAGAGGAGUCUGUCUCCACGCUCUGAUAGGAGGUCUGUGGCGUCCAGCCAGCCUGCCAAGCCCACCAAAGUCACGCUGGUGAAAUCCCGGAAGAAUGAAGAAUACGGUCUUCGGUUGGCCAGCCAUAUAUUUGUAAAGGAAAUUUCACAAGAUAGUUUGGCAGCAAGAGACGGCAACAUCCAAGAAGGCGAUGUUGUUCUAAAGAUAAAUGGUACCGUGACAGAAAACAUGUCAUUGACAGACGCAAAGACGUUGAUAGAAAGGUCAAAGGGCAAGUUAAAAAUGGUGGUUCAGAGAGACGAGCGGGCCACCCUGCUGAACGUCCCUGACCUGUCCGACAGCGUCCACUCUGCCAACGCCUCCGAGAGAGAUGACAUUUCAGAAAUUCAGUCACUGGCGUCAGAUCAUUCUGGUCGGUCACAUGACAGGCCUCCCCGCCACAGCCGGUCACGGUCCCCUGACCAGCGGUCGGAGCCCUCUGACCACUCCAGACAUUCUCCACAGCAGCCCAGCACCGGCAGUCUCAGGAGCAGAGAGGAGGAGAGAGUUUCUAAACCCGGGACUGCCUCAACUCCUGUCAAGCACGCAGAUGACCAUGCGCCUAAGGCUGUGGAGGAAGCCAUAGUUGAAAGAAAUGAGAAGCAAGCACCUGCUAUUCCAGAACCAAAGCCUGUGUAUGCCCAGGUUGGACAGCCGGAUGUGGAUUUACCCGUCAGUCCGUCUGACGGCGUCCUGCCCAGCUCAACGCAUGAGGACGGGAUUCUUCGGCCCAGCAUGAAAUUGGUAAAAUUCAGAAAAGGAGAUAGUGUGGGUUUGCGGCUGGCUGGUGGAAAUGAUGUCGGAAUAUUUGUAGCUGGCGUUCUAGAAGAUAGCCCUGCAGCCAAAGAAGGCUUAGAAGAGGGUGAUCAAAUUCUCAGGGUAAACAAUGUGGACUUCACCAACAUCAUAAGGGAGGAGGCCGUCCUCUUCCUGCUCGACCUCCCGAAGGGCGAGGAGGUGACCAUACUGGCCCAGAAGAAGAAGGACGUUUAUCGUCGCAUCGUAGAGUCAGAUGUAGGAGAUUCUUUCUACAUUAGAACCCACUUUGAAUAUGAGAAGGAAUCUCCCUAUGGACUUAGUUUUAACAAAGGAGAGGUGUUCCGCGUCGUGGACACCUUGUACAAUGGAAAACUGGGCUCCUGGCUGGCGAUUCGAAUUGGCAAAAACCACAAGGAGGUAGAGCGAGGCAUCAUCCCUAACAAGAACAGAGCUGAGCAGUUAGCCAGUGUGCAGUACACACUCCCAAAAACUGCAGGCGGGGACCGCGCUGACUUCUGGAGAUUCCGAGGUCUUCGCAGCUCCAAGAGAAAUCUCCGGAAAAGCAGAGAGGAUCUGUCAGCUCAGCCAGUUCAAACGAAGUUUCCAGCCUAUGAGAGAGUUGUUCUUCGAGAAGCUGGGUUUCUGAGGCCUGUGACCAUCUUCGGACCCAUAGCUGAUGUGGCCAGAGAAAAGCUGGCCAGAGAAGAGCCAGACAUUUAUCAGAUUGCGAAGAGUGAACCGCGCGAUGCCGGGACGGACCAGCGCAGCUCGGGCAUUAUUCGCCUUCAUACAAUAAAGCAAAUCAUAGAUCAGGACAAACACGCGUUAUUAGAUGUAACACCAAAUGCAGUUGAUCGUCUGAAUUACGCCCAGUGGUACCCAAUUGUGGUGUUCCUUAACCCCGAUUCUAAGCAAGGCGUGAAGACGAUGAGAAUGAGGUUAUGUCCAGAGUCUCGGAAAAGCGCCAGGAAGUUAUAUGAGCGGUCUCAUAAACUGCGUAAAAAUAACCACCAUCUUUUUACAACUACCAUCAACUUAAACUCAAUGAACGACGGGUGGUAUGGUGCACUGAAGGAAGCUAUUCAGCAACAACAGAACCAGCUGGUGUGGGUCUCUGAAGGAAAGGCGGAUGGUGCCACAAGCGAUGACCUUGAUUUGCAUGACGACCGUCUGUCCUACCUGUCAGCCCCAGGUAGUGAAUACUCAAUGUAUAGCACGGACAGUAGACACACCUCUGACUAUGAAGACACAGAUACAGAAGGCGGGGCCUACACUGAUCAAGAACUAGACGAAACCCUUAAUGAUGAGGUGGGGACUCCCCCGGAGUCUGCCAUUACGCGGUCCUCUGAGCCUGUGAGAGAGGACCCCUCUGGAGUGCACCACGAAAGCCAGACACACCCUCCUUACUCACCACAAGCGCAGCCACAGCCCAUCCAUAGACUAGACUCCCCCGGAUUUAAAACAGCCUCUCAACAGAAAGCAGAAGCCUCAUCUCCAGUCCCCUACCUUUCGCCUGAAACAAACCCAGCACCAUCAGCCUCUGCCGUUAACCCUCACGUAAAAUUAACUCAUGUCAGACUGGAGGAGCCCGCCCCUGCUCCCCCCGCCUCUCCCUCAGCACAGGCCGACCCUCUCAGAGCACCGGGUGCGGAGGCGGCCCCCACAGUGCUAGGAGACCGAGGAGCCGCACUGCCGCCGCACGCAGACCCGCCACAGGUGUACAGAAAGGACCCCUAUCCUGAGGACAUGAUAAGGCAGAACCAUGUUCUGAAGCAGCCAGUGCUUGGUCACCCAGGGCAGAGGCCAGAAAAGGAGCCUAACCUGAGCUACGAGCCGCAGCCCCACUACCUGGAGAAGCAAGCCAGCAGAGACCUUGAGCAGCCCACGUACAGAUACGACUCCUCCGGCUACACAGACCAGUUUUCUCGGCACUUUGACCACCGCCUGCGCUUUGAAGAGCGCGUCCCUGCGUAUGAAGAGCACUGGUCGUACUAUGACGAGAAACAGCCCUACCAGCCUCGGCCGCCUUUUGACACUCAGCACCCUCGAGACCUGGACUCCAGGCCGCACCCUGAAGAGUCCUCGGAGCGAGGGUAUUUCCCACGGUUUGAAGAGCCAGGUCCUCUGCCCUAUGACAACAGGCCGCGCUACGACCAGCCCCCGCGAACCUCCACCCUCCGGCACGAGGAGCCGGCCGCUCUCGGGUAUGACGUGCACGGCAGGUACAGGCCGGAGGCACAGCCCUAUGCUCCUACAGGCCCCAAGGCAUCCGAGCCCAAGCAGUAUUACGACCAGUACCCACGGAGCUACGAGCAGGUUCCUGCACAGGGGUUUCCCUCUACAGCGGGCCAGUACGAGCCUCUCCACGGUGCUGCAGGGAUCCCUUCUGUAAUGCCCACAUCUCAGCACAAGCCGGAAGUGCCACCAGCCUCUACCAAGCCACUGCCUCCACCCCCCACUCUGACCGAGGAGGAGGAAGACCCUGCCAUGAAACCCCAGUCCGUGCUCACCAGGGUGAAGAUGUUUGAAAACAAAAGGUCCCAAUCCUUGGACAGCAGGAAGGACGAGAACCACACAGCCAGCUUUAAGCCUCCAGAGGUAGCAUCUAAACCUCCAGGGGCUCCCAUCAUCGGCCCUAAAGCCACUCCCCAGAGCCAGUUCGGUGACCAUGACAAGACACUGUACAGGACCCCAGAACCUCAGAAACCUCAGCCGAAGCCCCCCGAAGAUAUCGUUCGGUCAAAUCAUUAUGACCCCGAGGAAGAUGAGGAGUAUUACCGAAAGCAGCUCUCCUACUUUGAUCGGAGAAGUUUCGAGAACAAGCCUCCUGCGCAUGUGCCUGCCGGCCUCCUCUCAGAGCCGGCCAAGCCGCUUCCUUCUCAGCAUCAGCCAAACCUGUCCAGUUACUCUUCGAAGGUCAAGUCUACCGAGGUGGAUGCCACGGAUCGACCUUUUGGAGAGAAACGCUACGACCCAGGCCAGGCCACACCCCCGCCGCCUCCACUGCCCGUGCAGUACUCCCAGCCUGCCCCACCCACCGCCAGCUCCCUGCUGCACACACACGCUAAGGGAGCCCACGGGGAAGGUAAUUUAGUGUCAUUGGAUUUUCAGAAUUCUUUAGUGUCCAAACCAGACCCACCUCCAUCUCAGAACAAGCCAGCAAUGUUCAGACCACCAAACCGAGACGACCCCACUCAGUCCACUUUCUACCCCCAGAAAAGUUUCCCAGAGAAAGCCCCAGUGAAUGGAACUGAACAGACUCAGAAAACAGUCGCCCCAACAUACAACCGAUUCACCCCCAAACCGUACACAAGUUCCGCGCGGCCGUUUGAGCGCAAGUUUGAAAGCCCUAAGUUCAGUCACAACCUUCUGCCCAGUGAGACUGCACACAAGCCCGACUUGUCUUCAAAAGUCCCCACUUCUCCAAAAAUCCUUGUGAAAACGCACAGUUCCGCACCGCCCCCUGAGUUCGACAGCGGAGUCGAGGCCUUCUCCCUCCACGCAGACAAGCCGAAGUAUCAGAUAAACAACGUCAGCUCAGGGCCGAAGGCUGUUCCUGUCAGUCCUUCAGCGGUGGAGGAGGAGGACGACGAGGACGGUCACACGGUGGUGGCCACAGCCCGAGGCGUGUUCAACAGCAACGGCGGGGUGCUGAGCUCCAUAGAGACUGGUGUUAGCAUAAUCAUCCCGCAGGGGGCCAUCCCGGAGGGCGUGGAGCAGGAAAUCUACUUCAAGGUCUGCCGGGACAACAGCAUCCUGCCACCUCUAGAUAAGGAGAAAGGUGAGACCCUGCUGAGCCCGCUGGUGAUGUGUGGGCCCCACGGCCUCAAGUUCCUGAAGCCUGUGGAGCUGCGCCUACCACACUGUGCGUCCAUGACUCCUGACGGUUGGUCUUUUGCUCUAAAAUCAUCCGACUCCUCGUCGGGUGACCCUAAAACCUGGCAAAACAAGUGUCUUCCUGGAGACCCCAAUUACCUUGUUGGAGCAAACUGCGUUUCUGUCCUGAUCGACCACUUUUAAUUCCUAAUCUGUAGGAACAUGACUCAAUCAUGUGAACCUGGGGUGAACUGACUGAAUCUCCACGGACCCACCCUAUCAAGUGUUCUACUCUCCUUAGACUCGACCUGCAGUGUGUUGGCAGUAAGCGUUUUGUUCGAACUGAUGAAGCGGAGGGCGCGCUGCUGAGCCGUGGGCAGGCGUGUGCUGCGACCUGCGUGUUUGGCGGAAGGACUGUUGGUGUUGGCGCGAGGUUCAAAGACAUUUUGCUUCGUAAUUAUUAUUGUACUUUUUUUAUGGUCACUGCUUAACUUCACGUAAUUGAUUUCCGUUAAAGUACCAGCCAGUGAAGGGGGUGCAUUUGAGUCCUGUUCUCUCCAAAGUACACUGCUUCCACUCUGUCGUGGCCCUGGCCUGGCAUCCACUUUGUCAUUAUGCAUGAGGCAGUAUGCACACAUUUAAACAUGCACCUGGAGUAUAUAACCAGAGUCGUGGGUUUAACAGAAAUGUACAGCAAGGGGAAUUUACAGCUGUGGGGUGGGGGGGUGUCGAGUGAAGACAAUUACUGAUUGUAUGUGAAAACGCAUUUUUCCUGGGGAAGGACACCAAAGCGUGGGACUGGCUCUGUGGCCUCUCUGGCUCUCUCCAUAAAUUAACCGUGUCACCAGACAUACUAACCAGCAGGAAUGCCUUACCCUCCUGUUUUUAAUUCUUAGGUUGUUCUGUGUAUCGCUAAAUUUUUAUGGCUUUUGUGCGCAUCCAGAUACUGAAUCAUGAACCAGGUUGAGUAAAUUGUGGAGUUGGUGGUUUCAGAAAUGUGUGAUCACCUAGAUGGAAAUAAUGGUGUGAUUUAGAUAAUUGUUUUUUCCUUUCUUGGUUUUUUUUUCUUUUUUGGCAACGGCAGUUGUUUUGUUUUUUUGGCUACGCAUUUGAAAAUUUUGAUGUUUUAAGGAUGCUUGUACAUAAUGCGUGCAUACCACUUUUGUUCUUGGUUUGUAAAUUAACUUUUAUAAACUUUACCUUUUUUAUACAUAAACAAAACCAAGUUUCUUAAGGCUACCUUUGUACUCUCUCCUGUACCUCUUGAGCCUUGAACUUUGACCUCUGCAGCAAUAACGCAGCAUUUUUAUGACACACACAAGGUCAUUUUUUUAAAGAAAAAGAAUGCACAGAGUUGUUACAUUUUUAAGUGCUGCAUUUAAAAGAUAAAGUUACUCAGAAUUCUCUAGUUUGAUUAAAUUCUUGCAAAAUAUCCCUACUGUAAUUUGUGAUACAAUGCUGUGCCCUAAAGUGUAUUUUUUUACUAAUAGACAAUUUAUUAUGGCACAUCAGCACGACUUCUGAUUGGAUAAUACACCACUACAUUCUGUUAAUCAUUAGGUGUGACUGAAUUUCUUUUGCGGUUAUUAAAAAAAAAUCCUCAAAUUUCUAAAUCUGCAGAAUAAAACUUUUUAAAAUAAA